Nannizzia gypsea CBS 118893 is the source of this 885-nucleotide messenger RNA. RefSeq lists its product as hypothetical. Gene Ontology annotation, biological process: peptidyl-lysine monomethylation; peptidyl-lysine dimethylation. Gene Ontology annotation, cellular component: cytoplasm. Gene Ontology annotation, molecular function: protein-lysine N-methyltransferase activity. Bases 1 to 885 code for a protein of 294 amino acids. The transcript has 2 exons. The record is from RefSeq and is a predicted model, not a curated record. Lineage: Eukaryota; Fungi; Ascomycota; Eurotiomycetes; Onygenales; Arthrodermataceae.
AUGUCCCUGGCGGAGGAACAAGAGGGAUAUCAUCCCCAGCAUCUCGAGCCCAGCGAGUUGGGUACAAAGGAAUACUGGGAGACGUACUACGACAACUCGCUCGCUCACUUUCUAUCCUCUAAGCGGGACGGGAGAAGACGCCGUGAUGAGCAGCAGACGGACGGAGAUGACGACGAAGACGAAGACCAAGGGGAGGACGACGAUUCAGACAUAGGGACGUCCUGGUUCAGCGAACACAAUGCCCCUCAGAAGGUGCUGGACUUUAUGACCUCAGAGAAGUUCCCGCUUGCGCCGGACUACUCGCAGACAGACAGAGAGCCGGACAUACUUGACCUGGGGACAGGCAAUGGGAGCAUGCUGACGCUGUUACGGGAAGAAGGCGGGUUUACAGGGCCCAUGGUGGGAGUGGACUAUUCGAUCAAGAGCAUUGAGCUGGCCAGGCAGUUGGCGGGCCAAAGCGACGGUCAGAAAGAAGGAGAUGGAGGGAUACGGUUCGAGGUAUGGGACAUUCUUGACCCAAGGCACGAAGAGGACAUACGUGGUGGUGUGUUUGGCAAGGAGGUGGACUGGUUCCCGUUCGAGCAGGGCGGGUUUGAUAUCGUGCUUGACAAGGGCACCUUUGAUGCCGUCUCUCUGUCCGCUGAAGGAGGGAGUAGGAGGAUAUGUGAGAAGUAUCCUGGCGUUGCACUCAUGUUGGUGAAGAAGGGAGGGUUCUUCAUUAUUACCAGCUGCAACUGGACGGAGAGCGAGCUGGUCUCAUGGUUCACUGCCGGAGACCACGGUGACUGCUUCACGGUGUAUGACCGGGUUGAAUAUCCCAAGUUCCGGUUUGGCGGACAGGAAGGGCAGGGAGUAUGUACGAUAUGCUUCCAGAGGAAUAGAUAA